AUGUUAAAGCGGCGACAUCCAUGAAAUUGUAGGUAAAUCGGUCUAACAGAAUGAAGUCGGAAUACUCUCAGGAGAGCCACGCUCACACACAGAGAACUAAACCCCCUCACAUACCUAAAGUUAAAGUGCAGAGCAGAGAGAUACAUCAGUUCAGUGACACCUCAGCGGAAGAUGGUGCUCUUACUUUCAGCGGUGUGUUUCGUAUUAUCAUGCCUCGGUAGUUUAACUGAGGCGAACUCGACGCAUUUACCGAGGAUGACGUUAACAGCCAAAGAAAUUGGGGCUAAAAGGUCACCUUUACCUGGACAACAUGUACCUGUAUGGAUUCUCCUGAAAGAACAGCCGGACACUGUCACAGUUGCUGGACCAACACACCUGUAUUCAUACAACUUUCAAUACCCUCAGGAAGUAACUCUUGUAAAAAGGAAGUUGUUGUGGCAGGGAUGCACUGACAGUGCUCCACAUAAGGACUGUAACUACAGAAUCACUGUGGCCCACGAGAGGGAGGAGGCAGACAAGGUGUUUGUGUGUGGAACCAAUAGUUGGAAAACGUCAUGCUGUGAUAUGAAUUUAUCAGAGAUGUCAGCCACAUGCAAUUCCUCUAAGAAAGUGGAGAACAUACAUGGAAGCGUAAAGGAAUUUAACAUAAAGGAGGGUGAAUCAUCUGCUUUUGUGGAAUCAGCAGAAAGUGCCCAGCUCUACAUUACAAACUCUGGAUCUCGAGAGAAUGUUGGCAUCCACAAGUUUGGAAAAGACAGAGUUGGACCAGCAAACCAUAAUAAAGAGCAGUACUAUGUAGGUUUGAUGCUCAGCAGACAGAGAGACAAUCCCUCACAGGACAAAGUUUAUGCUUUCUAUAAGGAGAAAAACAGAGACACGGGCUUCCACAGCGACAUGUGGCUCCCAUUUGUGACCCGGGUUUGUAUGUCAGAUACUGGUGGUCCCAAGAACAACCUGCAGUUUAGCUGGACGUCCCAGAUGAAUGCAAGGCUCUUCUGCGGAGACUCUAGCAGCAGACAGCAUUUCUCUGAACUGGUAGAUGUAGCCACUGUGCAUGCAGACCGGUGGCAGGAUACCAGGGUUUAUGCACUCUUCAGAAAUGAAUGGGGUAUGAGUGCUGUGUGUGUCUAUACUAUAGAGGAUAUAGACAACAUCUUCAGGAACUCUCUAUUUAAAGACUUCAGCUCAACCAACCAAAAGUCCAGGCCCAGGGAGUGUGUUUCAGACAGCACAAAGAUUCCCGUAGACGUCAUGAGGGUGAUCGAGAAGACUUCAGAGAUGGAGGAUUGUGUCCAACCUGUGAACAAGUCGGCCCCAAUUCUUUUUAAUCACCACAAUUACACUCACAUCUACGCCGACAGUUCCCGGCAGAAGAGGAGCGAUCAUGACACAGUUCUGUUUCUGUCACUAAAUAAUGGAGGAAUUCAUAAAGUGAUGCAGACUAAAAGUCAGGCCUUUGUCAUCGCUGAGUAUCGCCCUUUUGACAGCCCAACACACAUCCAGAACAUCAUCCUUCAUGCCUCAUCUAGUAAGCUGUAUGUGCGCUCCAGAAGUGAACUGGUCCAAGUGGACGUGGCAAACUGUGCAAACUAUGGAGACAGCUGUCAGGACUGUGUCUUAGCCAGAGACCCUUACUGCGGCUGGAACGGCACCCACUGUACCCCUGAGACACAGGACACACUGCAGGAUUUGGCCGCAGGGAACUACACCAUCUGCAAUGUUCAACCUGAAAAAGCUUUCAGAUAUUCGGGUGUAGCACGUAGAGCCGAGAACAGCAUCACUCUUCCCUCUCAGUCCAAGUAUUUCCUCCAGUGUCCGGUGUCGUCCCAUCAUGCCCAGUACACCUGGCAUCACAACAAACACUCCACAUCCUGCAGGUCGAAGGAUCAGGAAUGCCUGUUUCUGAUCGACAGCAUGAGUCCCAAAGAUGUGGGGACUUACCGCUGUGUGUCAGAGGAGUUGGGAUACAGUAAGGAGCUGGUUAAGUUGAAUCUAGAGUUGGAGAGCAGGGCGAUGGGCCGAUUAUCAAGCCCACUGGUCUGGGUUUGUCUCAUGGCUGCUCUCAUUAAGAAUUUGUCCUGAUAUGAUUCCAAUGAAAAAUGAUGAAUAAUAACAUGAAUUAAAGUCAAACCCUUUUUAUGAUAGGUAUAUUAUAACUAGGGCUGCAACGUUGUGACCAAAAAUGAAAAGCUUUUAUUUUGUAGUAAUUUAACUUAAAAAAAAAAAUUGCUGUACUUUUAUGUAAACAAUCAGUAUCAGUGUCGUUUUAAAUUAAAAAUUUAUACGUUUUAAUGCUUAUAGAUUGCUGGCAAGACUGAAUCAUCUGUUGCCUCUGUACUUGAAAGAAUAGGCUUUAUAUCAGCCUGUUCAAUAAAAAAAAUUAGAAAAUGUUUGUAAAAGCUCAAAUGUCCCUCUUUUUGGCAUAACUGAGUCCUGAAAAUGCCACUGCACUUGGUGUCUCAGUAUUUAUGUGUACAUAAACGGCAGAAUGUACAUGCGCAAUAAUUCCUAAAAUUUCAAGACACAUCCACCCUUCCAUUAGCUAUGCCACUUAUUUCUGCCUUUGAGGGUCAAAGAUGGCUGGAGCCAGUCCCAGCUGACAUUGGGCGAGAGAGGCAGGGUACACCCUGGACAGGUUGUCAGUCUGUCACAGGGCUGACAUAGAGACAACCAACCAUUCACACUCACAUUCACACCCACCUGGGCUAAUUUAUAGUCACCAAUUAACUUGCAUGAGUUCAGACUGUGGGAGGAAACCCACACAGGCACAGGGAGAAUAUGCAAAAGCCCCCAGCGACAGUGCUAAUCACUGUACCACUAUGUCGCCCCAGUAUUAUUACAUUAUUUAUUAUUAUUACAUUCAUUAUUACGAAAAGGACCUACAGUAUCUGUUUGUUUGUUUGCUAUGACACCAGAAAAAAAUGUAGUUAAAAAAAUUAAAUGUUGUCAUAGAGAUUGAGCAAGAAGACAUAUAGAGUUACAACUUUGAAAUUGGGUUAAACUGAACUGUGUGUAAACAGCUGUUAAAUGACCUUCAGUAGUUUUAGAAAAGUUUCCAGAGAUUCUCUUUCAGAAAACCAGAUGCUUUGCCACAAAGUAAUGAUACUCUACAUGAGUCCAGGUACAAAGGGGGCAAAGGUGCAGCAUGCAGGAAACCUGUGUUGGGUAACCUGAAAUAUACUGAAACUAGAUUCAUACAUGUAGAACAACAACUCAAGAAAUGAAAUAUGAUAGCAGCAUGAUAUUCAAUGAUUUCAUUUUAGCUUUUGGUAAACCUGUAAGUGUUUUGCACCCGGUUCCUUUAAAUGUGAAAUUCUGUCGCACUUUUCUAUUCGCAGAUUCUCUAUCUAUCUACCUCAGACUUGCUUCGCAGGUUUUGUGUUACAAGAGUUUCUGUUUGUCAAGACUUCUGCUAAUGGAGUAGAAGGUAACAUGCUCACAUUCUGAAAUACUGCUGUGAUGUUGAAAGCGUAAAGUUGAUACAUCCUCUUUGUAGCUGUGCUUAUUUUUAGUGAAAGAAAAGUUAAGAUGCAGAUGGAUGCAAAUGUGAACCUGAGGGUGUCUGCGACGUGUUAUAUUGUGAAUUCUCUGAGUUUAUGAAGCCUUUGCUCUUUUCAGUGGUUGUCCAAGCAGGAAGUGAGCACUUUACAUGUUUUUGGUGUUGUGGUGUGUUGAUAUAAUAUAUGAUGGUGACUGUUAACAUGUUCCUUCUUUAAUGUCAUUUUUUUGUGUAAAUCUGUGAAUAAAUUGGUACUUACUGAUCAUUUUAGGUAGUUUAUAGAUUAUACAACAUAAGUCCUUGUGCUUGAGCUUUGUGAUGCUGAAUAUAUUGUUGUAAACUAAGAAAACGGAAAUUGAAAAUAUCUUUGCAGAAUUUUGCUUUUCAUAUAAAAGCAAAUCAGUUUUCAUCCUGCAGCGUAGUAACAGUUUGUAAUAUUGUAGGAGUUCAGUCCUUAUAGCUGACUAGAUCUGCAGCUGUAAUAUUAUAUGUGACUUCUGCAUGCAUCACUUUUAACAGAAACUGCACCUCUUACAGUAAUUAAAAAGAAAAAGAAAAAAAAGA
This is a messenger RNA of Lates calcarifer (barramundi perch), 4063 nucleotides long. RefSeq names its product semaphorin-7A. Gene Ontology annotation, molecular function: chemorepellent activity; integrin binding; semaphorin receptor binding. NCBI's taxonomy places the organism in Eukaryota, Metazoa, Chordata, Actinopteri, Centropomidae. The transcript is spliced from 14 exons. Bases 172 to 2082 code for a protein of 636 amino acids. Gene Ontology annotation, biological process: negative chemotaxis; positive regulation of cell migration; negative regulation of axon extension involved in axon guidance. The record is from RefSeq and is a predicted model, not a curated record.